Molecule: messenger RNA, 3834 nt
Organism: Nematostella vectensis (starlet sea anemone)
Lineage: Eukaryota; Metazoa; Cnidaria; Anthozoa; Actiniaria; Edwardsiidae
Product: lipoxygenase LoxA
Exons: 15
Coding region: 440-2857 (805 amino acids)
Biological process (GO): lipid oxidation
Molecular function (GO): oxidoreductase activity, acting on single donors with incorporation of molecular oxygen, incorporation of two atoms of oxygen; metal ion binding
Source: RefSeq, a predicted model, not a curated record
GAUUGCGAUCUCAGCCAAAUAACAUGCAAGUGCAACACUAGUAAAUCUUGAUUCAUACUUGAAACUGCUUACAGAACUGCUGUUUUAACCGCUAAGGGUUAUGCUUGGUAUCGUUUUCUUAAAUCUGUUAUGUGUCUAGUACCACUGUUUUCGCCGUUUGCAAGGCGCUCACCAGGCAAAAGCUAUUGUUCCCCUGUCCAUUUGGCGAGCGGUCGUGUCACGCAUGGGGUCACCUGAGUGCGUCCACCCAACUUCCACCAACAGCCCAUUAAUAGCUAAUGAGAUCGCCAGUUCUAUCGCUUGAAUCCUAAACCUUAAAGAAAUCUGCAAAAAUAAAAGGGAGCCCGAGGUAAGUGGUACGGUAAACUAGGAUCCUGUUGAAGAAGAGGACGUUGGGAUUUAUGUUCUCAUAGUGGAACUGGUAUUUAUAUAUUGGACAAUGAAGACACAGGUCGUUUUGCUCUUCGUGUUGCUGGUUCUACAGUCUACUCAAGCAGCUCCCGUAGUCCUGGAGACUGAACAAAGUAGCGAUACAACACAAGACGCUCCCACCCAAGAGGCAGCCGAGACGGCACCAGAUGCCGUGCCCCAAGAAGCCGCAGACGCAGCACCUGAAGAGGGUGUCGCAACAGAGCAAGCGGAUAACCCUAGUCCAGACCAAACGUCGGGCAGUCCCACUGCUGUGGAUAGUUCUUCGGAGCCUGACCAGCCCGCGGAUGUGGACUCAGAAGUGAACCAGAAAGUGGACGCUCCCCAAGCAGUGGACAAGGAGGAGGAAAAGCCCCAGGCUGCCGACAAGGAAGAGGAGAAAUCCCAGAAGGAGGAAAGCUCUCCAGCUACCGAUAAGGUCGAGCCCAAGCCCGCGCCAUCAGAGGCUGAAGGGUCUUCUCUGGGAGGCGAAGACGUAGACCCUAGCGCUGAUAAGUGUAAAGACGUCACGAGGUGUAAGAAUGGAGGCACAUGCGUGAACGAUUACAACAAGAUCGAUGGCUACUACUGCGACUGCGCACCGGACUUUGGUGGACUGGACUGCGGAGAACUCAAGUGCCGAGUCAGUCUUCCAGAGAAAACAUCCAAGAUUUGUGCUUUGACGAGACAGAUCGGACGCAACACUAAAAAGAUGCUGAUCAAACUCACCUCAGCCCGUAAAGAUGACUCUGUCGACCGUUCUAGUGUGCAGGUCCCGCAACUGUUGAAAAAGGCGGCCGCCAGCUUCGUCCAAAGCGCUUCCACGGACCCCUUCACUAUCGAAUGGUACAUGAAGAUGACAGACAACGCGGACCUUAACAAAGACAUCGAGUCCCACUUCACCCUCAAAGACCCGCGCUUUCACACGACGCCUAACCUUAUCGACUUUGCUAUCGUCUACGAGGCAUUCUACAAACAUCACAAGAAAUACAGCGCAAUGAGCGCCCUCAAACGCGUGCCGUCCAUUGAGGACAACUUUUACAAGGACCGCUGUUUUGCUGACCAGCGGCUAGCCGGUGCAAACCCUUUCCAAAUAUGGAGAGUGACGCGUAGUAGCGCUAAUGUUGGCGUUGGGUGGGACACUCUCUAUGAAAAGCUGCUCAACCGUGAUUUCGACUGGCACAAGGCUUUCCGUAAAGUGCUUGAGACAGACGAUAACGACGCUUUAGAUAAAGCGAUCGACGCUGGUCAAAUGUACGUGACCUUCUACCCUGAACUCGAAGGCCUUAAUGCUACCAAGCUGCAGGACCUGAAGUUCAACCACACCGUAUCACCGCUGACUGCUCCCAUCGCCAUGUUCGUGGUGAAGGAGGCGGAGCCAGGCGUGAAAAGAUUGACACCUGUCGCUAUCCAAGGAGACGCUCAUGGAAAAGCUACCGUGUACACUCCCGAGGAAGGCAAGGGAUGGUUCUACGCCAAGGCUAUGGUUCAGAGGGCUGAUAUUAACGUCUUACAUAUGAUCAAGAAAAGGCUGAAGACACAUCUGUAUCUUGACGCACCCUGUACGCUGGUAGAGAAGUACUUCUCCGAGUAUCACCCUUUACAUCAGAUGCUAAGAUAUCACUGCAGAGCAAACCUGGAGACAAACAAACUAUUCGAGCUCAAGCUAUAUGGAGAAAAAGCUCCAAUAUACAAAGCACUGAGCAUUGAUUACGACAACUCCGUUAGAAUGGUUAACAAAGAGUAUGGCAAAAUGGACUUCAGCGAAAUCGACCUCGUGGAGGAACUUAAGAAACGCGGGGUUGACGACGAUAAACUUCUACCGUAUUACCCGUACAGAGAUGACGGGAAGAAGUUGUACUCCAAGAUCAAGGAGUUUGUGCAUCAGUAUAUUAGGCUGUAUUACAAGGAUGAUGAUGAUGUGAAGAAGGACUUUGAGCUGCAGGAGUUUGCCAAUGAAAUGUCCAUGGACGGGAAAGGGGAUGAUGGAGGACUGGGAAUGAUAAAGAAAUUCCCUGCGAAGAUCAGCAACGCUACGGAGUUAUCCAGUCUUUUGACGACGUUAAUGUGGGCGAUGAUCGGUCAGCAUGCAGCGACGACUUAUCCCAUCCAGGAAUACGGGGGGUUCGUACCCAACUCCCCACACAGGCUCUUCGCCGAUGAGAAUGGUGAAGAUAAGUACUCAACUCUGAUGUUUGGUAAUAAAACAAUUGCUCUGGAAGUGGCUGAGUUGAGUUCAAACGUCGCAUCUAUCCAUCUGGACAGCUUAUUCGACUACUACUCCAAGAUGGAAGAUAAAGACGCUAAAUCCCUUGUGCACAGGUUCUACGAAAGCUUAGACUCGCUAAGUAAAGACAUUCUCACAGAGAACGACCAGCGUGUCCGGGAUGGACUACUCCCUUACCCUUACUUUUUGCCAGGCUUUGUUAGCAAUAGCGCAAGUACAUAGUCCACCUGUAGCUCGAGCGUGGUCAACGGGGUUAUCCCACUUAUUUAGCCAAAACAAGCCCUGGGAAAUAGCAUGGUGUGGUGUGGUGCUUGUUUAGCAUUUAGGGCUAGGGAGAUAGACAGGGGUCAACAAAUUGGAAUCCUCUUUUCAUGAAAAAAAAAAAAACACAGCACGCCCAUGCAACUCAGUCUUUAUCGUCAAUAAUUCAUUCCUACUAGGAUCAGCGCAAACACGGGUGAAUACACCUAUUCCCAGUAGGAUUGCACUCGGAGAAUCAUGUAUCGUAAGUCGCGUUACAGCAGGAGAACGUGUGCAUGUUUCAGUCUGGAUCCCUGACGGCUAGAGGCACGAGAGUAUUACAGGGUUUUACCCUUUUUUUUAAUUGUACAUGUUUUGGUAUUAUUUGUUAAAUACUCACAAGGCUCUUAAUGCUACGAUACAUGGAUUCUCAGAGUGCAAAUUUUUUAAGUAGGUGUUUAAUCAAAUCAGUCUUUGAAGAAUGCCAUUUUCGCGAAAUAACAUACAGGGGCAUAUCGAUACAUUGUUGUGGAAGAACAUAUAAUAAACACUUGUUUUUCUUUUGUAAGAGACUACCCAAGCCUCAAAAUAUUACACAGAUAGCGCUUUGGAUGUGUCUAUAGUGCUGAUAUGUUAAAUACCAUGACCGUAGAACCAAUAGAAACGGCGUUUAGACUUGCAACCUUCACCCGCUAAACAUGAGCUUACGGCAAUAACGCUCGAUGCGAACAGCAAAUGCAACUAGAUAAUUAGAUUUAUUGUAUACACAUAUUUAUAGUGUAUAUGUACAGUUGUACUUUAUCUAAAAUACAUGAAGUUAGGGUAGAUAGUCAGUAGUAGUGGUAAUGAUAAUUAUGAUAAUUAUUAUUAUCUAUGACAGUAACAAAUGUAACAUCGAUUCUUUGCUGAGUCUAUAUCACGGUAGCAUGUUAUUAAUAAAAUCUUAGUUUUGGUUUUCA